Molecule: messenger RNA, 2415 nt
Organism: Mesorhabditis belari
Lineage: Eukaryota; Metazoa; Nematoda; Chromadorea; Rhabditida; Rhabditidae
Source: the annotation of a GenBank genome assembly
AUGAAGUUAUUUAAGAGUUUGGGCGACGUGAACGCAUUCCAAGGUGGUUGCCGAGAGCUCAUUCAAUGGUGCAGUGAUCCGAGAGCAUUCACGGCUCAUUUUGAGGCGAAUCUUCUCAACGCUUUACAAGCUGUUGUCGACAAUGCAGCCAAAGAGGGAUUCUCGAGUGAUUUAGCCUCGGAGCUGGUGGCUCUUUGCCAUCAUCAUCGACGACAUCUCUCGAAGAAUGCUUCCACGCGAAUUGGUCGAUGGCACGAGCAAUUUCGUCGUCAAAAGCGAAACGCGAAAAAGAAACAAAAAAGGGAUGAAGAGGGCAAUGGGAACAGUCAAAUCACCCAGAUUCAAGGUUACGUCGAAGAGCCACAAACGUACGUGCUUGUCGAUCCGCAACAGUCGAUCCAAACAAGCGAAGGAGUGACUGUGGUGACAAUGUGGGAUGGGACGAUGACGCAGCCCAUGCCUUCACCCUCAUACCCCGGAUAUCCGCCUCAAUAUGGAAUGGGAAUGCGCCCAAUGGACUAUGGUUCGAUGGAGGGCUAUGAUCCGGCGAUGAUGUACCAGGGGCAAGCGCCGCAAAUGAUGAUGCCACAUCCGGGGAUGAUGCCGAGACCCAUGAUGCAUCCCAACUUUGAUCCCGCUCAAUUCCCCAUGGAAUCCCUUCAGCCACGAAUAGGUGAGGAAUCGGUUCCUGGCCAAGUUCGCCCGAUGCCACCGUAUGGAAUGAUGCCCAAUUACCCUCAAUAUGGAUAUCCUCAUCCAGCGCAAGUAGUCCGAGCCGGUCCGCCAAUGCCUUAUGGUCAAUUGAGUGGUGGUGUACCCGGUCAACAGCCAGUCGCCGCUUUCCCAAACCCGAAUGCAGCGACGGGCGGAGGAGUGGAUUUGAAUCAAUGUUUCCCCGAUCACGUGCCCAUCAGUAUUGUCACCAAGAAUGUGAUGCAAAUCUUCCAAUUGGAUCACGACAAAGAAUCGUGCACGUUGCCCUUCCAAUUGACGCCGGACGUCUUGCAGCAAUUAGCGAUGCCAGAAUACGAGCUCCAGCUGAAAUGCUUUAACAAAGACGACAAACUAAUGACAGCGAAAUGGCCGCUCAAUCCGGAAACCAACUAUUUACAAUUAUCGGUGAAAAUCAACGGACAAAGUGUGCAAAUCAUGAACCCAAAGCAAUCGCUUUUGAUCAAGAAAUUCGUGAACACCGCGGAAAACUCUCUCGAGCUCACCGUCAGCGAUUGCGUUUGUUCGCAUCGUUUCAUCAUGAGUUUGGUUCGCAUUCAACACGUCGGCCAUUUCCUCUCAACGAUCGUGAAAGAAAGCCUGCAAAAGCCAGAGAAUUCCGUGGAAAUCAGCCAGAGAAAAUUGUUUCACUUGGUGCAAAUGACACGCAUGAACACUCUAUUAUUGGGCGAUCCUCGCUUCAAAUCCCGGUACAGUGUGCCAAUCCGUGGAAAAACUUGUACCCAUCUGCCGGCUAUCGACUUACGAAUGCUUUUGUGCUGUUUCCCGGAUGCGUCCUUCUUUGAGUGCCCAUAUUGCAAGAACACUUUCGCUCACAGUGAAAUCGAUGUCGAUCACUAUAUGAUGCAACUGAUCGCGAAUACCCCGGAGACGAUUCGAGAAGUGGUUUGCUUUCAAGAUGGGCAUUGGAGAGCGCCUAACGAACCGGUUGUGCAACCAGUGGCUAAUGGAAGGAAAAGGGAUAACACUGGAGCGAAAGCCGGAGCGAUGAAACGCUUCAAAACCGAAUCCUCAUUGGACAUGCCAAUGGGACAAGGCUCUCCAUUGUCGAAAGCUCCAUCAUCAGUCCCCUCUACUUCAACCCAUCCAGCUUCUCUUCCACCAAUGAAUCACUUCAUCGGCCAAAGCCCGGCUCCCAUGUCGAUGCCACACUCUGUGCCCGAUAUGAAACCCGAUUUGAUGUCACCGUAUCAUCAAAAUACUAGCCCAACAAAAAUCGUCGUGAUGCCACCGUGUGGCCCAUUGGCUGGCCCACCAACUCCAUCAACACCCGGACAUCCAAACAAUUCGAGCAGCCCGCAUCAAGUGCAGACGCAAAGUCAUGGAAGCGUUGAGACAGCUAGCCUAGCAGGCUCAGCUCCAUAUACGCCAGCUCCAACCUCAGUCGGCUCAUCAUCUGUUGGUCACUCUGUGCCGGGCACUUCAAUGGCCACAAUCGACCCUCAAACAGCUCCCUCUCUUCCCAAUCAUUCUCUGACGCCAAUCGACGAUUUUGAUCAACACCUUGACGGGCUUUUCUCAACGAAUGAUGUUAUGUCGGCGGCUGAUUUACAACGCUAUCUCCGGGAUGUUGAUCCGUCGAUUGGCGCUAGGAGCAAAGAUUCAAACUCGGACUUGCCAACACCCGAAGCCUUGAGUGCCGACUUGGACGACAUUGUUCAGAUUAUAGCCGCCGAAAUGCUG